Molecule: messenger RNA, 1665 nt
Organism: Anopheles stephensi (Asian malaria mosquito)
Lineage: Eukaryota; Metazoa; Arthropoda; Insecta; Diptera; Culicidae
Gene: park
Product: E3 ubiquitin-protein ligase parkin
Exons: 5
Coding region: 171-1622 (483 amino acids)
Biological process (GO): regulation of mitochondrion organization; ubiquitin-dependent protein catabolic process; negative regulation of protein phosphorylation
Cellular component (GO): endoplasmic reticulum; ubiquitin ligase complex; mitochondrion
Molecular function (GO): ubiquitin conjugating enzyme binding; ubiquitin protein ligase activity; zinc ion binding
Source: RefSeq, a predicted model, not a curated record
CUGAUUUUGACAUACGCCUGAGCCUGAGCGAUUCACAACAAUAACAAACACAAAGCAAAUUGCGUACCGAGAAGGAAACAUAAUCAAUUAAAAAAAUUCCACAACGGGCAUUAUGCACAAUUAAAGGCAUAGUGUUGCAUCAACUCCAAGCCAAUCUUGUAUUCCCGGUGAUGUUCGAUUUGUUUGGGUUCAUCCGAGAACUGAUUGGCAGCAUGUUGGCGAUAUUUUCGUUCAGCAAAAAGAAGCUCUCGAACUCGCUGAGCGUGUACGUGAAGACGAACACCGGCAGUACGCUGUCGGUCGAUCUGCAGCCGCACAUGGAAAUAAAGGACGUGAAGGAGAUGGUGGCGCCACGGUUGGGGCUGGAACCGCAGGAGCUGAAGAUCAUUUUUGCCGGCCGUGAGCUUUCCGAUACGACGACGAUAAGUGAAUGUGACCUAGGCCAGCAGUCAAUAAUACACGUCGUGAAAAGCAGACCCAUCGCGGCGGGUCAGAAAAAGUCGAUGAAACCAUCGCUCAACGGAACCAUAUCGGAGGAACCUUCGCCCGAUGAGCAGCCAAGCAAGCCACUGUCCGAGACGAUGUCCGAGCUGACGGUGCUGGACGAACGGAACGGGCCCACCGCUACCGAACGCAAGAAGGCACACUUUUUCGUGUACUGUUCACAGUGUGAGAAGGUGUGCAGUGGGAAGCUACGGGUACGGUGCGGUAUUUGUGGUAGCGGUGCGUUUACCGUGCACCGGGACCCUACCUGUUGGGACGAUGUGCUGAAACGGAAACGAAUCACGGGCCAUUGCGAAAAUUACGAGAUACCUUGUGUGGAAAACGAUGAAGGUGAGCCACCAUUUACGGAGUUUUACUUCAAGUGUGCGGAACACUCGUCGGGCGGCGAAAAGGACUUUGCGGCCCCGUUGAGCUUGAUCAAAACAAACCACAAAAGCAUCCCGUGCAUUGCGUGUACUGAUGUGAGUGAAACCAUUCUAGUCUUCCCGUGUGCAGCUGGACACGUGACCUGUCUCGAUUGCUUCCGCCAGUACUGUGUAACGCGCCUGCUUGAACGACAGUUCGUAGAGCAUCCGACCGGCGGUUACACGUUGCGAUGUCCGGCCGGCUGUGAAAACUCCUUCAUCGAGGACGUUCACCACUUUAAGCUGCUGAACAAAGAGCAGUACGAGCGGUACCAACGAUUCGCCACCGAAGAAUUUGUGCUAAAGAAUGGUGGUGUGCUCUGUCCCCAGCCGGGCUGUGGGAUGGGACUGCUGGUAGACGAAGAGUGUCGUCGCAUUCAGUGCCAGAACGGUUGUGGGUACGUUUUCUGUCGCAGCUGCCUGCAAGGUUACCACAUUGGCGAGUGUUUCGAAACGCCGACACCUACCACACCCGGACACGAGCCCGGGUAUGCGAUCGAUCCACAGCGCGCCUCGGAAGCUCGAUGGGACGAGGCAACGAAGAUUGCGAUCAAGGUGACGACGAAACCGUGUCCCCAGUGCCGGACGGCAACGGAGCGCGACGGUGGCUGUAUGCAUAUGGUUUGCACACGAUCCGGCUGCGGGUUCGAAUGGUGUUGGGUUUGUCAAACACCCUGGACGCGCGAUUGUAUGGCCGCCCAUUGGUUUGGAUAGGAACGAAAUAAACGAAUCGGGGUUUUACCCGUGACUAAUUGAA